This is a messenger RNA of Cucurbitaria berberidis CBS 394.84, 1365 nucleotides long. Its product is annotated as glycoside hydrolase family 72 protein. Bases 1 to 1365 code for a protein of 454 amino acids. NCBI's taxonomy places the organism in Eukaryota, Fungi, Ascomycota, Dothideomycetes, Pleosporales, Cucurbitariaceae. Gene Ontology annotation, molecular function: 1,3-beta-glucanosyltransferase activity. Gene Ontology annotation, cellular component: fungal-type cell wall; cytoplasm. The transcript has 3 exons. Gene Ontology annotation, biological process: fungal-type cell wall (1->3)-beta-D-glucan biosynthetic process. The record is from RefSeq and is a predicted model, not a curated record.
AUGAAGACCUUUGCCAUCACAGCCGUCCUUGCGGCAUCCGUCGCCGCGACACCCGCCACCACCACUGUCCAGAAGCGCGCCAUCACACCGGUUACGGUCAAGGGAAACGCUUUCUUUGCUGGCAAUGAGCGUUUCUACAUCCGUGGUGUCGACUAUCAGCCAGGUGGCUCGUCCGAUGCGAAGGACCCCAUUGCUGAUGCUGCUGGCUGCAAGCGCGACAUUGCCAAGUUCAAGGAGCUUGGAAUCAACACUGUCCGCGUCUACACCAUCGACAACGCUGCCAAGCACGACGAGUGCAUGAACGCGCUCGCCGACGCUGGCAUCUACCUCGCUCUCGACAUCAACACUCCCAAGUACUCGCUCAACCGAGCGGACCCCCAGGUUUCGUACAACAAGGUCUACCUCCAGAGCAUCUUUGCUACUGUCGAGUUGUUUGCCAAGUACGACAACACUCUGCUCUACUUCUCCGCCAACGAGGUCAUCAACGACGAUGCGACCACCAACACGGCUCCUUACGUCAAGGCCGUCACCCGUGACAUCAAGUCUUACAUCAACGCUCGCGGUCUCCGCAAGAUCCCCGUCGGUUACUCUGCCGCUGAUGUCGAGUCCAACCGCUACGAAAUGGCUGCGUAUAUGAACUGCGGUGACGAUGCCGUCCGCAGCGACUUCUUUGGCUUCAACGACUACUCUUGGUGCGACCCGUCCUCGUACACCAUCUCCGGCUGGGACCAGAAGGUAGCCAAGUUCAAGGACUACAGCAUUCCUAUCUUCCUUUCCGAAUACGGCUGCAACAAGAAUGCUCGCAAGUUCGAGGCAGUCAAGAGCCUUUACGGAACCGACAUGACUGGCGUCUACUCUGGCGGUCUGGUCUACGAAUAUUCUCAGGAAGAGUCCAACUACGGCUUAGUCGAGCUCAAGGGCAACACCGUCACCGAGCGUUCGGACUUUGGUGCUCUCAAGAGCGCGUUUGCCGGUACCAAGAACCCCAGCGGCGACGGUGGCUACAAGUCCAACGGCCAGGCCUCCAAGUGCCCGUCUGAGUCCAAGACCUGGAACGUUACCCUGGCCGCCGACAAGCUCCCCUCUGUUCCCGAAGGCGCCGAUGAGUUGUUCAAGAAGGGCGCCGGUGCUGGCCCCGGUCUCAAGGGCGACGGUAGCCAGAGCGCUGGAUCCAAGUCCACCAACCUGGCUAACGCUGCAGACGGUGCGGUCACCUCGGGAUCUACCACAGGAGGAGGCGCCAAGUCAAGCAGCAGCAAGGGUGCUGCUGCGUCUCUCCGCGCUGGCGAGUUCUCCAUGGCUCCUUAUGUCUGUGGUGCCAUCGUGCUUGUCUCUUCUCUGUUUGGUGGAGCUCUUAUCUUGUAA